Messenger RNA from Emericellopsis cladophorae, 690 nucleotides. RefSeq lists its product as uncharacterized. The coding region runs from base 1 to 690 and encodes 229 amino acids. The record is from RefSeq and is a predicted model, not a curated record. NCBI's taxonomy places the organism in Eukaryota, Fungi, Ascomycota, Sordariomycetes, Hypocreales, Bionectriaceae. The transcript has a single exon.
AUGGUUGAAUUCGGCGAAGAGCCAUUGUUCUCCGCCAGCGACGACUGGAACUCCCGACCUGAUCAAGAGUCGCCGGACGACUCAACGCCCAGCUGCUGGGACGGAGCUCGACCCCUAUUCCAGGCUCAACCUGCGCUCGCAGACCCCUCGUGCAACACAUUGGAGUUUCUACCGACUAUCAUCUUUGGCGCGUGUCUUCACAAUGCCGCCGCUCUCGGUUGGGACGCAGAGCAGCUAGCUACGUGCUCACCCCACGGCAUCUCACCAUUUUACCGACCUACGACACCAGAGACAAAUCCUCAGACGCUUUUGGCGUCACUCAUCAUCAAUCUUCCUGGUCAAACGCCGCCCCAUCUUCGCCCAACCCUGACGCAGGUUGUCGUACCCCAUCAUCCUUCCCUAGACCUGAUACCACUGCCUCACCUGAGAGACAGGGCGAUCAUGCUGUCGGCUGCGUUGCCCACGGUUUUCAAUCUUUGGGAGCUCAAGCUCGAUAUCUACGUGAAAGGAGGGCUCGUGAUGUUGAAGACGACGAGGAGCAACGACCACCGCAAGAGAACUUGUCAGCCCUGGGACAAAAGUAGCUGGAUCGCGGAGCGAUGGUUCCUGCGCAAGUGGACAAUGCUUGUGGACGAGGAACUAUUGAGUCUGGGCAGGACGGAGGGCAAGAUAACAGACGCUGUGGAGUGA